Brassica rapa (field mustard) is the source of this 954-nucleotide messenger RNA. RefSeq lists its product as uncharacterized. Gene Ontology annotation, molecular function: nucleic acid binding; RNA-DNA hybrid ribonuclease activity. Lineage: Eukaryota; Viridiplantae; Streptophyta; Magnoliopsida; Brassicales; Brassicaceae. The record is from RefSeq and is a predicted model, not a curated record.
AUGGAGACUCGAGUGAAAGAUUCUUUCUUCCCCAACUCUUGCGUAUGGAACAAGGAUAAGAUUGAUGCAAUACUUCCAGAGCUUACACCGAAGAUCCUAAGCAUCCAAGCGAGUCUUGAAGGCGCACCUGACAGGCGCAUCUGGCUAAAGCACAGCUCGGGAGAAUACACAACGAAGACGGGAUACCGAGCAGCACUGGAAAACAGAGCAGAGGAGACGGAAAACAGAGAACGGGUGGAGUUCCAAUGGACCAAGAAGAUCUGGGAGGUGAGUAUACCACCGAAAAUAAAACUCCUUAUUUGGAAAGCAGUCCACGGAGGACUCCCAGUCAAUGAGCGCUUGGAGACCCGAUAUAUUAUCCCAAGCGCAGCUUGUGUGAAAUGUGGAGAGAUUGAGACAAUAGCCCAUGUGUUUUUCACCUGUCCGUUUGCGAGGGAGGAGGUGGUCACAAAGGCUAUUAUAGAUGCUAAGGAGUGGAAUACAGCACAGGUGAAGAACAUACCGCCGGAAACGGCGAAGAGAGGACCAAGAAUGGAGACGAGAUUUGAUAUUAUAUGCCAAUCAGAUGCUGCCUGGAAAAAAAAAAGCUCAACGGCAGGAACAGCUUGGAAAUUCUCAGGUUCAGACGAAGAUCGAUCCAGAUCAAACACAAAGAUUUUCACAUUGGUGAAAUCACCCCUCGUGGCAGAGGGCUUAGCCUUGCGUUCAGCAAUGGAGCAAGCGAUUUUGUUGGAUUACAAACAAAUCUCUUUUGAAACAGACUCGAAGAUAUUGGUGACAGCUAUAUUGGAAGGUUCCCACAUCUCAGAUUUGCAUGGAAUCCUAUCGGAUAUCAAGACUUUGGCUACGGCCUUUACCUCUAUCUCGUUUCAUUGGGUCGCUAGAAACUCUGUGUCGGCUGUUGACAUGCUAGCUAAACAGGCUCUUAAUGCAUUUGUAUCAAACUUGGUUUAA